Candoia aspera is the source of this 5981-nucleotide messenger RNA. RefSeq names its product EMSY transcriptional repressor, BRCA2 interacting (gene EMSY). NCBI's taxonomy places the organism in Eukaryota, Metazoa, Chordata, Lepidosauria, Squamata, Candoiidae. Gene Ontology annotation, cellular component: nucleoplasm. Gene Ontology annotation, biological process: regulation of DNA-templated transcription. The transcript is spliced from 22 exons. The record is from RefSeq and is a predicted model, not a curated record. The coding region runs from base 397 to 4386 and encodes 1329 amino acids.
UUCUGAGUAGUCCCAAAGAAUGAAUUAAAAGACAAGUGAGAGCGACUCAAGGAAACUUCAUUUUCAAGGCUUCUGUUUCCAACACUGCCUGGGUUCACACAGGGCACUGAGCUGGGUCAGUGAAGGGGGCAAUACCUUGUUGUAUGAAUCCACCAACCCAAUAUUGUGAGCUUUGUGGCUGUCCUUGUCUUCCCACAAACCCUGUAACUCCAAUGUUUGAUCCUCAGAUAGCGUCAUUCCACUCAGUCCUCUCAAAAGAAUGCUGCGGGUUAUAAAAACUGCAUUUGGGGCUCCAGUUAUCUGCCUUCCUGCCUUUUUACUGGCCCACAGAUGGGACAGCAAAAACGCAGGGAGUGCGGAGGCUGAGCUCUGCAGGAGCAGACGGACGGAGGAACAAUGCCUGUGGUGUGGCCAACUCUUCUGGACCUCAGCAGGGAUGAAUGCAAAAGGGUCCUCCGCAAACUGGAACUGGAAGCAUAUGCUGGAGUGAUCAGUGCCUUGCGGGCCCAGGGAGAUCUGACCAAGGAGAAGAGGGACCUUCUGGGGGAACUUUCCAGAGUGCUGAGCAUUUCAACGGAAAGACACCGGGCAGAAGUUCGGAGGGCAGUCAAUGAUGAACGCUUGACAACUAUUGCACAUAACAUGUCUGGGCCCAACAGCUCUUCAGAGUGGUCCAUCGAAGGCCGUCGGCUGGUUCCUCUGAUGCCCCGGUUGGUGCCUCAAACAGCCUUCACCGUCACGGCAAAUGCAGUGGCCAACGCAGCCCUCCAGCACAACGCGUCUCUCCCUUCCCCUGCAGAAACAGGAAGCAAAGAAGGUGAGGUCGUGGUUUGCUACUCCUACACAAGUACCACCUCAACACCAACGUCCACCCCCGUACCAAGCGGUAGUGUUGCAACAGUUAAGUCCCCCAGACCUGCCAGCCCAGCUUCAAACGUCGUCGUUCUCCCAAGUGGAAGUGCUGUUUAUGUUAAAAGUGUGAGUUGCUCGGACGAUGACGAAAAGCCCCGCAAGAGGCGCCGCACCAACUCCUCAAGUUCCUCUCCUGUCCUCCUGAAGGAGGUCCCCAAAGCCGCCCCACCGGUCACCAAGACCAUCACGGUGCCUGUGGGGGGCAGCCCUAAGAUGAGCAGCAUCAUGCAGAGCAUCGCCAACUCCUUGCCGCCCCACAUGUCUCCUGUGAAGAUCACCUUCACCAAGCCCUCGUCCACGCAGACCACCAACACCACCACCCAGAAGGUAAUCAUUGUGACUACGUCGCCCAGCUCCACUUUCGUCCCCAACAUCCUCUCCAAGUCUCACAACUACGCAGCUGUCACCAAACUCGUCCCGACGUCCGUGAUUGCUUCCACCACCCAGAAGCAGCCCGUGGUCAUAACGGCUUCCCAGUCCUCUUUGGUUAACAAUAGCACCAGCACCACAACAACUAGUCUCACCACAGGGAGCUGUUCCACGCCGUCUUCCACGCCCAGCACAGUUGCAGUGACCACAGUGGUGUCCUCCACGCCCUCUGUGGUUAUGUCAACGGUGGCACAGGGCGUGUGCACGUCAGCGAUCAAGGUGGCCUCAGCCAGGCUACCUUCACCCAAGAGCCUGGUGGGAACACCAACCCAGAUCCUCGCCCAGUUUCCCAAGCAGCAGCUGACUCCAGCUUCACCUGCUGCCCCACCUCCGCCCCAGCCGCUCCCACCCCCCCAGCAGUCUCCUCUGCCACCCAACAUUAAGCCCACCAUCCAGAUCAAACAAGAAUCAGGUGUCAAAAUCAUCACUCAGCAGGUUCAGCCCAGCAAAAUCCUCCCCAAGCCGGUCACGGCGACUUUGCCCAGCAGCAGCAAUUCUCCCAUUAUGGUAGUGAGCAGCAAUGGGACCAUUAUGACCACCAAGCUGGUCACAGCUCCUGCUGGGACUCAAGCAACUUACACCCGUCCUACCGUGAGUCCUUCCAUAGGGGCACGGGUGACGGGCACUCCAGGUGCAGCCACUUACGUGAAAACCACCAGCGGCAGCAUCAUAACCGUCGUCCCCAAAUCACUUGCCACGCUGGGAGGCAAGAUUAUCAGCAGCAACCUUGUUUCUGGUAACUCCUUGAUGAAGACCUAUUUUCAGCAAAAAGGAACCACCACCAAAAUCACUACAAUCCCAGUUACUUCUAAGCCCAACGUCAUAGUCGUGCAGAAAACAGCAGGAAAGGGGACCACCAUUCAAGGUCUUCCGGGCAAAAACGUAGUCACAACGUUGCUAAACGCAGGGGGAGAGAAAACCAUCCAAGCCGUUCCAGCUGGAGCAAAGCCAGCCAUCAUCACUGCCACCCGGCCCAUUACGAAAAUGAUUGUCACACAGCCCAAAGGAAUUGGCUCCAGUGUCCAGCCAGCGACCAAAAUCAUCCCCACCAAAAUCGUAUAUGGACAGCAAGGGAAGACUCAGGUCCUUAUCAAGCCCAAGCCGGUGACCUUCCAGGCUACAGUGGUCAGCGAGCAGGCGAGGCAGCUGGUGACGGAGACACUGCAACAGGCAUCCCGCAUGGUGGAGACAGGGAACGCUUUCCUGCCGGAGGUGAAGGAAGAGCCCCAGGCAUAUACUGACAGUAGCUCCUCUUCCAUGGAGUCCGCCCAGGGAUCCCAAGAUUCCCAGCCUGUGGUCCAUGUCAUUGCUUCUCGAAGCCAGGAUUGGUCAGAACACGAAAUCGCUGUGGAUUCCAGCCCAACCAUAAUCUACCAAGAUGUCUCUGGCGAAUCUCAGUCAGCCACAUCAACCAUUAAAGCCUUGUUGGAGCUCCAGCAGACGACAGUCAAAGAGAAGUUGGAAACCAAGCCCAGGCAGGCCACGAUCGACUUGAGCCAAAUGGCUGUCCCAAUCCAGAUGACCCAGGAGAAGCAGCAUUCUCCAGAAAGCCCAUCAAUUGCCGUGGUUGAAUCAGAGGUUGUUGCAGAAUAUAUCACCACUGACUCUGGAAGGCUUCACUGUGUUCCUUCACAUUCAGAAGAGUAUCUUCAGAACCACAUCGUGAGCCACCGGUCCCAGUCCCACCAGCCGUCCUCUCAGGCCCAGCGGACCCUGCUUCAGCACGUGGCCCAGUCCCAGACGGCGACACAGACCUCAGUCGUGGUGAAAUCCAUCCCCACCUCCUCCGCAGGCGCCAUCACCCACAUCAUGCAGCAGGCCCUGAGCAGUCACACGGCCUUCACCAAACAUAGCGAGCAGCUGGGCACCGAGGAAGGGGAGGUGGAAGACACCCUGGACCCCCAAACGGGGCUCUUCUACCGAUCCGCCCUGACGCAGGUGCAGAAGCAGCAGAAGCUGAGCCAACCCCAGCUGGAGCAGACUCAGCUGCAAGUCAAGACCUUGCAGUGCUUCCAAGCCAAGCAGAAACAAACCAUCCAUCUGCAGACCGAGCAGCUCGCCGCCAAGCUGCCCCAGAUGCCCCAGCUGUCCAUCCGACACCAGAAACUGGCUCCGCUCCAGCAGGAUUCUGCCCCCGCCAAGCUGGAGCCCCAGCAGGCCGGCGCCCCCUCCAUCCCCCGCGAGAGGCAGCUGCCCACCUUGGUCGCCCAGCCCCAACAGACGGUGGUCCAGGUGCUAGCAGUCAAAACCACCCAGCAGCUGCCCAAACUUCAGCAGGCCCCCACAGCGCAGAAGAUCUACGUCCAGCCCCAGAGCCAGCUGCAGCUCCCUGCCGCUCCCGAGAAGCAGCCCACGAGCCAGGUGCACCAGCCCAUAAUAACCCAAGGAUCGUCUGUUACAAAGAUCACUUUUGAAGGGCAUCAGCCCCCCAUGGUGUCCAAGGUGGCGCCACCCCUCCCACACCUGUUUCCUGGCCAGGUGGCUGCGAAGACAGCAGUGGCGGACAUUUUGAAGAUGUCCAUGAUGGAAGCCCAGAUUGAGCCCAGCGCCGACCGGGCGGGUGUGGAUCCUGCGCACAAGGCUCCGCCCCCCACCAACCCUCCUGGCGGUGCAGAGUCGUCCCCCGCCACCGUGCUGAAGGCAGCCCCAGGAGGGGCCCCCACAGUGGGGACAGCAUCUGUAUUGCAGCAGGCGAAAGGCUUGGACUCGAAUUCGAGCCCUCCUGGGGUGGGGCUGCCUCCACAGGAGAGGAAGCCAAACCCCCCAGCUCCCCCCACGGCCAGCCAGUUCAUCCGCAUCCAGAACAUUGCUCCCCCCAAAGCCGAGGAGCUGGCUGCAGAGAUCCUGAUUCAGACAAUCCCGCAGUAUUCGGUCGCCUGCCAUUCCACUUCCAAUGUGGUGGUAGAACCCAGCGGUCUCCUGGAGAUGAAUAACUUCACCAGUCAACGCCUUGAUGAGGAGGACACCGUCAUGGAACAGGACAUUGACAGCAGCAACGAGGACGGGACGGAGCCCAGCCCGAUGCAGAGUUCAGAACAGACCUAGUGCAUUUCGGACACUUGGAUGCACUUUAAGGCAACAGCUGAAGGUCUGGCUGUUGGUGUCCAAGAAGCUCUUAUAUUACUCGUAAGAAGCACUUUGCCUAUCCGAGGUCUUUGGACGGGCUGACGGCCGGCGUGUUAGCGAGACAGUAUUGGCGAGAUGGGAUCGCAAAACGGUUUUGACAGGAGAGGCCCCGUGACCGUUCUGGGGCCACCGUUGGACAGCAGAAUGUAUUUUUCGUUGAGGUCAGGAGAGCAAAAUACGUGCAGUGAUUUUUAUUUUUCGUUUUUUCCAUCAAGGAAGGUAUAUUGAAGUUUUGUUUGCUACGGCAUUCUGGAUUAUCUAUUGAAACGUGGUGGUGUUUAAAAAAAAACACACACACACACAGCAACCCAACAAGUCCUCCCCCUCCCCUCCCGAAGCCACAAAGUGAAGUCUGAGCUUGUGGUUGAACAAAUGUUCAUCACAAAGAGAUCUUUGUGAUUUUGUUUUAAAGGCUAGCAUGUGGAGUCUCUUUAAAACUGAUAGCAGGGAGCAUUCAGACAUGCUGUCUUACGCAGGGGGGAGAGACAGUUUCCCUACACUGCACCUCUUUUUCCUUUCAAAGUAAAUUUCAGAAUAUUGGCCCUUAAAACAAAACAUGCGGUCCCAAAAUUUUCAAAAUUGUGGAUGCCACACUGUGAUGACGCUGGUCUUCCCCUGACUUCACAGAUUUUUUUUUUCCUUUCUUUCUCUGAUCCACAGAUGAAACUGUUCAGGGAGCCCAGUGCUGAACCUGCUUCUUUCUAUUUAUCUAGGCCAAAAGGAAGAACGUUUCACACCCCUGGCCUGUGAAACAGCACCAGGCACUGUUCAGUAUCUUUUCAUAUUUAAGCUGUGAAACGAGAAUGGGUUUAAUGCGGAGGACGUUGGAUGCCUGAGAUAGAAUUUGGGUGCGAGCAUAAAUAUUCGGACUCAUCUUUCAUUCCUAAAUGCAACUUUAAAAAAGAGAGAGAGAGAGAGAGAGAGAAAGAACCACACAACUUUUCUUAUGAUUAUGUGGGGACUUUAAAAAUGUACAUGGCCCUUUCAAUAGUUUUGUUUGACUGUAUUUAAAGUGGUCCUUCUUCAGCCUAAUAGUUUUAGUUUGCACAGGAAAUACAUUGGGGUUUUACUGUGGCGAAAAAAUCCCGAUUAAAAAGAAACAAGAAAAAAAAACCUUAAUAAUGAAGACAUGGCUUUUAUACGUGUGUGUGUGUGUGUGUGUGUCUGUGUGUGUGAGAGUAUGCGUAUACACACACAAAAAAUGUACAUAGGAAGUUUUUAACUUUUUUGUAUAGAUUUCAUUAUAAAUAAGCAUUUUACGAUUUUUGAAGUAUCUUGUAUAUACACCCUUCAGUUGAACUGCUGUUUGGUUUUCGGUUCGGUCCUUGUUCUGAUCUUUUUCGUUUUGGUUCGUUUCGUUUCGUUUCUCGGUGCUGAAGUACUACUUUAAGUAGGCGCUCUUCGAAAGCUCUAAUACAAUUUUGUGUCAAUAUUUUUAUAUUGUGAUUUUAGUGUUUUGUAAUUAAACCACCAGUAGACAGAAAACGCCGCUGGCUGAAGUUUGAAACCCAAAA